AUGCCAAUGCCUUCUCUUCCACAAACAUUUGUCUCCGAUUUGCAAGAAAAAUACACCAGUGCUUUGGCACUGGGCAAUUUGGUCUUCAAUGGCGAUAACGCUGUGAAUGAAAUCGUCACCGCCGAUAUCGACGGAACCCCUUACAAGAGCUGCUUGACACUUCUUGGCAGCCUCACUCAUAGACCUGAGAAAGGUACCGUGGAUGCCAAUCCAUUUGCUAAGCCCGAACCCGAACUCACGGUUGCCGACAGCUUUGGAGACGAGGACCAAUUUAAACUUGUGCUUAACAAGUUCCCUGUGGUGCCAUACCACUUUAUGCUUGUCACCAAGGAAUUCAAAUCACAGAACACCCCGCUUUCGCCCGACGAGCUCUGUGCUACUUUCAGUGUGCUUAAAGCUUUGGAGCAAGCAAAGAGUCAAGACAAUAAGAACUGGUUUGCGUUCUACAACUGUGGCCCUGAGAGUGGAGCCUCGCAGCCACACAAGCAUGUUCAAUUCAUGACCAUUCCCGACGGCUUCGAGCCAUUUGCUUCUCGUCUUGCACGCACCUCUGGUCAUUUCGUGCCAAACCAACAUGAGGAGCCAUUGCAAGAUUCGAAGGUUGGAUUUGCACAUUUUGUAGCAGUGUUGCCUGAUGAGUUGGGUGAUGACAGCGAGGAUAUACUCACACUCACAUUUGUGAGUCUUCUUCAAAGAGUGCUCACUGUGUUGAGAGAAUCCGACUGUGGCCAUAUUUCCUACAACUUUUGUGCAACCACGAAAUGGAUGAUGUUGAUGCCACGCUCCUCAGGAGACUACGAGGGUAAAUUGGGAGUCAACUCAUGCGGUGUCAUGGGCUUAUACUUGUGCAAGAACCAGGAAUUGUAUGACAUUGUCAAAAGUGAUGGCUGGCAGAAGAUUCAAAAGACUGUAGGCUUUCCAAGCACAGCCGGAGAGGGAACUGAUGAAUACCAUUACUGA
This is a messenger RNA of Australozyma saopauloensis, 960 nucleotides long. It is a transcript of the gene APA2, whose product is annotated as bifunctional AP-4-A phosphorylase/ADP sulfurylase. The record is from RefSeq and is a predicted model, not a curated record. Lineage: Eukaryota; Fungi; Ascomycota; Pichiomycetes; Serinales; Metschnikowiaceae. Gene Ontology annotation, biological process: nucleotide metabolic process. Gene Ontology annotation, molecular function: ATP binding; ATP:ADP adenylyltransferase activity. The transcript has a single exon. The coding region runs from base 1 to 960 and encodes 319 amino acids.